AUUGAAAUACUGUUUCUGUUCCUAUAUUCCGCACGUUUGAUAGCAGACGCAGCCUUUUCUAGGGUGGCCUAUGUGCAACGAGGAGUUUGUAAAUUUCGUCAUUAUAAAAUAUAAAUUUCUCUAUUAGAAUGACCAUGAUUUCAAAGGCUGCAGUGGGUAUUGCUGUUGGUAUAGCUGGAAUAUUUGUUGGAUAUUGCUUUUACUUUGAUCAAAAGCGUCGUAGUGAUCCUGAUUUCAAAAAGAAAUUGCGUGAACGUAGAAAAGCAAAAAAACAAGCACAGAAUGCUACUUCAAAGAUUCAAGAUUUAAAAGAUCAUGAAGUUGUACAAAGAUUUUUCCUACAAGAGGUGCAAUUAGGAGAAGAAAUGCUUUCAUGUGGUGAUAUAGAAGGAGCAGUUGAACAUUUAGGAAAUGCAGUUGCAGUAUGUGGACAGCCAGCACAAUUGUUACAAGUUCUUCAGAAAACACUGCCACCACAAAUUUUUCACCUUUUAUUACAACGAUUACAACCUAUUAGUCAGAAAUUAUCAACACAAAUUGCAAUGGCUGAGGAAGAUGUUGAGUAAAGUACUAUACAAAUUGCGUUGAAUAAUUCAAAAUAAAAUUUAACUAUUAGUAGAAAAUGUAUGUUUUUUUUUUUUUUUGAUGAUGUAGAUCAUUUGCAUAACUUUAAUUUGGUCAAGCUUUUUAAUUAUAUAUCUUGGUCUCCUCAUCUAAACUUCCAUAUAAUCCUUGGUAAUUAUAUAUUAUCAAUGAAAAACAUGAUUCACUUAUAUGCAUUUAAAUUAUAAAUGGAAGAAAUUUUUGUAUUAAUUUCUAAAUACAAUCUAUUUAAAAAUUUUUAUUAGCUAUUUUUAAAAUUGUGACUGCCAUAUUAAGUUAUACUGUGCAAAUAAAAUAUGUGUUAUUUAAAGUGGCAGCAAUAUACAUAUACAUAUAUAUAUAUAUAUAUAUAUGUAUAAUAUAUAUAUAACAUAAUCUAGAAAGAUCUCUAGUCAUACAAGAUUUUCUUUAUAUCUCUUUACAUAUAUGACUACAAUAAAUUAUUCAUAUUUGUUAAAUGUUUCACAAUUUUAAGAGUGAGCAGAAGUG
Molecule: messenger RNA, 1092 nt
Organism: Apis dorsata (giant honeybee)
Lineage: Eukaryota; Metazoa; Arthropoda; Insecta; Hymenoptera; Apidae
Gene: Tom20
Product: mitochondrial import receptor subunit TOM20 homolog
Exons: 4
Coding region: 129-566 (145 amino acids)
Biological process (GO): protein import into mitochondrial matrix; tRNA import into mitochondrion; protein targeting
Cellular component (GO): mitochondrial outer membrane; mitochondrial outer membrane translocase complex
Molecular function (GO): transmembrane protein transporter activity
Source: RefSeq, a predicted model, not a curated record